AGAGGAGAGACACCUACGCGAUCGCUUCAUACUUUCCCAUGUAUCCUGCCUUCAUCUUCUGCACGCGAGGAUCUCUAUCGAUAACCACCAUGGUGCAUCACUCUGGAUCCAUACAGUCCUUCAAGCAGCAGAAGGGUAUGCACACCAGUAUCAGUGAGAUUUUGAAGGAGAAAACGCUAAAGUCGUCUCGUCGCAGUUUGCCGUGUCUGGCUCAGAGUCAGACGCAUCCUCAGAACCUCAAUCACUUCCUGUCUGUGCCUCUGAGUCCUGAACCCAAAACAUACACUCACAAUGUCAGUGCCUCCUGCACACACAUCACACCUCCUCCCACAGACACUAGUCAGGAUGUCUAUAUGGAAGAGAGGGAGGCGGGGGAGUUUGAGCCUAAAACAGAUGAAACAUUACAUGUCCAGCAGAAGCCAGUGUCCAGAGCAAAGCUAGAGGCCCGCACAGACUCCAUACAGGGGAACAAUUUAGAAAACCCCUCAGGAUUGAUGUUUAGAGAUGGGAAGAAGCGCAUUGACUAUAUAUUAGUCUAUAAGAAAUCCAGCCCUCAGGUGGAGAAGAGGUGCACAUUUGAGAGGAACCUGCGGGCGGAAGGUCUAAUGCUGGAGAAGGAGCCCUCAUUAACCAACAGUGAUAUCAUGUUUGUGAAGAUUCAUGCACCGUGGGACACGCUGUGUAAAUAUGCUGAGCAGAUGAACAUUAGAAUGCCCUUCAGGAAAAAGUGUUACUUCACAGACUGGAAGAAAAAAACUAUGGGCAGCCGAUUUCAGUUGAGAUUUCGUCAGCUGAAGAGCUGGCUGCCCAGAAACCCCAUGAAACUGGAUAAAGAGGCGUUACCAGACCUGGAGGAAACCGACUGCUACACCGCCCCCUUCAGCAGGGCCAGAAUGCACCAGUAUGUCCCUCUUCCAUGA
Messenger RNA from Sinocyclocheilus rhinocerous, 920 nucleotides. RefSeq names its product anoctamin-3-like. The record is from RefSeq and is a predicted model, not a curated record. The coding region runs from base 39 to 920 and encodes 293 amino acids. Gene Ontology annotation, biological process: chloride transmembrane transport. The transcript is spliced from 7 exons. Lineage: Eukaryota; Metazoa; Chordata; Actinopteri; Cypriniformes; Cyprinidae. Gene Ontology annotation, molecular function: chloride channel activity; protein dimerization activity. Gene Ontology annotation, cellular component: plasma membrane.